CUUUCGCCUUGAAGGGAAGUUUGCUUAUGCUCCAAGCUUCGGAUGAGUGGACACCCUCUUUCAGCCGCCAUUCACUUCGGAAAAUAAGUGGCACGGUUGCUUGCAGUUAAAGUUGAUCGCUUGGCUCUUCCAGAGUCCUCAGUCAAUUAUUUACCAGACUCACUUCGCCUGUUUCUGUCCGAAGUCGGUCUUUGUCGAGCAAAACUUUCUUUCACUCCGCACAAGCCCUAGAAUUUCGUCACUUCUGUUUAAUUCCCAACCAAUCCUGUCUUCAACAUCACAACCUCAACCCCCUUGCAGCACCUUGGCAAUUCCCUUGCAGCCUCUUCGCAAAACAAAAAUCCCUCACCAAACCCAACCAAACAAGACAUCAUGUAUCUCCUUCAAGUUGUCGGCAUCUUGCUUGGCUUCGCCAUGGCCUCCAGUGCCUUGCCCAAGGCUCCUGUUACCAAUGUUGCACAAAACACGGGCUUGAGCGAUCGCGUCAUCUUUGCAGACUUCCAGAUCUCAAACAUGAUCCUUCUCACUUCUGCUCUUCCUGGCAACUCAACCUUCAACCACACUCUCUCGUUCAAAUUCACCGACCCAAACUCCAACGGUACCAACACUACCUGCGGCUCCUCCUGGAUCACCACGACUAACGGCAGCAACACCGCUCCAAUGUCCUACAUUUUGUGCGACCCCACUGCCGACGAGGGAUUCUUCGAAUGGCAAUUUACAACCAUCACCAGUCUCACUAGCUUCGGCCUCCGUUUCGCUCAUGAGUUCUCCGACCCUGUUCAUUACCCACCACCAUUCAAUAUGGUUGUGUACUUCUCCGAUGCUAAUGUCACCCUGACUUGUGAUGACGCAGCAGGCACCUCUUGCAAACUGCCCAGCAUGAAUGCCACUAUCAAUCGGAUCUCAGACUAAUCACUUUCACUCGAAAUCAACUUGCUUGGGACUGACUUUCUGGACAGCUUUCGAUGUAAUAUUUUCCUAGGUUGGGUGAAUUGGAAGUUGGCCAGAAAAGACUGGGCAGUAAAAGCAUUUUUGGUUUUUCUGCGUGCAUUUUCGGGAGUUUGAUGGGUUUGCUGCAUGAUUGAGGGGCGAAAGUCUUUCUACAUAAUGAGGCAAUGCAUUUUCGGCUUAUAGCAGAUCAUGGCAUAAACUUCGUUAAUGAUAAUGAUUAAUAG
Messenger RNA from Hyaloscypha bicolor E, 1175 nucleotides. RefSeq lists its product as uncharacterized. The transcript is spliced from 4 exons. Bases 373 to 912 code for a protein of 179 amino acids. The record is from RefSeq and is a predicted model, not a curated record. Lineage: Eukaryota; Fungi; Ascomycota; Leotiomycetes; Helotiales; Hyaloscyphaceae.